Messenger RNA from Cornus florida, 977 nucleotides. Its product is annotated as chlorophyll a-b binding protein 6A, chloroplastic. Lineage: Eukaryota; Viridiplantae; Streptophyta; Magnoliopsida; Cornales; Cornaceae. The coding region runs from base 74 to 808 and encodes 244 amino acids. Gene Ontology annotation, cellular component: membrane. Gene Ontology annotation, biological process: response to light stimulus; photosynthesis, light harvesting in photosystem I. The record is from RefSeq and is a predicted model, not a curated record. The transcript is spliced from 4 exons.
CUUCUACUUCCUCAUCCUUCCUCUCCUCUCUCUCACUGCACCCUUUCUCAGAUACAAGUCCCAAUUUUUGAGAAUGGCCGCCAAUGCAGUGAUGAGCUGCGGUGUCGCCGCCGCGGUUUGCCCGUCGGUCCUUUCCUCGUCUAAGUCAAAGUUCGCGGCGGCGCUGCCACUGCCUAGCGUCAAUGCCACGUCAAGGUUCACCAUGUCAGCCGAUUGGAUGCCCGGUGAGCCCCGGCCACCCUACCUCGAUGGCUCUGCACCCGGUGACUUUGGAUUCGACCCACUUGGGCUCGGAGCAGUCCCGGAAAACCUAGAGAGAUAUAAGGAAUCUGAAGUGUACCACUGCAGAUGGGCGAUGCUUGCUGUUCCAGGAAUCCUAGUACCAGAGGCACUGGGACUGGGCAACUGGGUAAAGGCACAAGAGUGGGCAGCAAUCCCCGGAGGACAAGCUACCUACUUGGGCAACCCAGUGCCAUGGGGCACCCUCCCCACCAUUCUGGUCAUCGAAUUCCUAGCCAUUUCUUUCGUAGAACACCAGAGAAGCAUGGAGAAGGACACUGAGAAGAAGAAGUACCCCGGUGGAGCCUUCGACCCAUUGGGCUACUCCAAGGACCCUGUCAAGUUUGAGGAAUACAAGGUCAAAGAGAUCAAGAAUGGCCGGCUCGCGAUGUUGGCUUUCGUGGGGUUCUGCGUUCAGCAAUCAGCUUAUCCUGGGACAGGACCAUUGGAGAACUUGGCUUCUCACUUGGCUGAUCCAUGGCACAACAACAUCGGUAACGUUAUCAUCCCUAAGGGGAUUUUGCCAUGAACACUGGAUUUUGAUCCAUACCCACUGUAAAACUCCAUGUUACAAUCUGUAAUGAAAGCGACAUUGCAUAUGUUUGAUGUGUAAAAGAGUAGUACUAAAACUCCUUGUAGCAAUCUGUGAUGAAGCCACAUUGCAUAUGUUUGAUCAGUAAAAGUAGUAUAUUGGUUCA